Molecule: messenger RNA, 180 nt
Organism: Ilex paraguariensis (yerba mate)
Lineage: Eukaryota; Viridiplantae; Streptophyta; Magnoliopsida; Aquifoliales; Aquifoliaceae
Source: the annotation of a GenBank genome assembly
CUUGAUGAGAGGGACUUGGAUUUCAUCUCGAUGCUCGGUGGUCUUUUGAUUUCGCGGUUGGUGGAUUCGAGUUUAUCUCACAAGAAUGCUUUGCAAAGGUGUAUUGAGCAUGCAAAGCUUUGGCUUUUGAAGUCUGAUCAGCCCAUUGAAGCAAAUUCGGCCAUUACUUGUAUGAAUUAG